UAAGCUCCUCCGCAGGCGGAGGGCCAGGGUGGAAGGAUGGCCGGGAGGACUGCGCGGCUGGUACUGCUGGCUGGAGCAGCCGCGCUAGCAAGCGGCUCCCAGGGCGACCGCGAGCCAGUGUACCGCGACUGCGUGCUUCGGUGCGAAGAGCGGAACUGCUCGGGGGGUGCACUGAAGCACUUCCGCUCCCGCCAGCCAAUCUACAUGAGUCUAGCAGGUUGGACCUGUCGGGACGACUGUAAGUAUGAGUGUAUGUGGGUCACCGUUGGCCUCUACCUCCAGGAAGGUCACAAAGUGCCUCAGUUCCAUGGCAAGUGGCCCUUCUCCCGGUUCCUGUGCUUCCAAGAGCCAGCUUCUGCUGUGGCCUCUUUCCUCAAUGGCCUAGCCAGCCUGGUGAUGCUCUGUCGCUACCGCACCUCCGUGCCAGCCUCCUCCCCUAUGUACCCCACCUGUGUGGCCUUUGCUUGGGUCUCCCUCAAUGCUUGGUUCUGGUCCACAGUCUUCCACACCAGGGACACCGACCUCACAGAGAAAAUGGACUACUUCUGUGCCUCCACUGUCAUCCUGCACUCCAUCUAUCUGUGCUGUGUCAGGACCGUGGGGCUGCAGCGCCCGGCCGUGGCCAGUGCCUUCCGGGCCCUCCUGCUGCUCAUGCUGACGGCGCACGUCUCCUACCUGAGUCUCAUCCGCUUCGACUACGGCUACAACAUGGCGGCCAACGUGGCGAUCGGCCUGCUGAACGCGGCGUGGUGGCUGGCCUGGUGCCUGCGGAACCAGCGGCUGCCGCAUGUGCACAAGUGCGUGGCGGUGGUCCUGCUGCUGCAGGGGCUGUCCCUGCUCGAGCUGCUGGACUUCCCGCCUCUCUUCUGGGUCCUGGAUGCCCACGCCAUCUGGCACAUCAGCACCAUCCCGGUUCACGUCCUCUUCUUCAGCUUCCUGGAAGAUGACAGCCUCUACCUGCUGAAGGAGUCAGAGGCCAAGGUCAAGCUGGACUGAAGGCCCUGGAAGCAGAUCUGCCCUCUUGAGAAUCCUGUCCAUCCCUGCUGGCUCCCCUUCUUCCCCGAAGUCCUUGAGAUGAUUUGUUUUUCUUUCAGCAUCUUGAACUUGGACAUGAAGGGUGUGGGCCCAGAAUCAUGUAACCUGCCCACCCCUUGCUCACCCCCACAUGACCCCCACAGGCCUUGGCCUCCCAGCAGACCUGGGCUAGAAAAUGGGCAACCCCUCUGGUCCCUGGAGCUGAAAUGGACUGAAACUGUGUUCUUAGCUCCACCGAGAGGAGGCUGUCUCUCCCUCCCUGUCAGCCUUCUCCUCACAUCUCCUCACUGCCGGGGUGGUUCCCAGAACCCUCUGUCUAGCUGGGAGACCAGGUACCACGGCCUUUGGGGAUACAGUGAGGUCCCUUCUGUUACCCCUGUGCCCUCCUCAGGGCACCGCUAGGUGGCACUAGAUGCUUGCUCUUCAGCUGCCCAAGUUUCCCAGCAGAUCUUUUCAUGGGAUCUAGAAGCAAUAAGCUGUUGGGAUUGGGGAGCAGUCUCACUCAGACUUACUCCAGUCAGACCCCUGGGAGGCCUCACCGCACUCCCUCUUUGGAGCCAGGACCCCAGAGAGUGUAGGACAGGAAUCCCUCUGGCCCCUGAGCUGCUGUUCUGGUUGGGAGCCCACACAUGAGUGUGUGAGGGAGACCAAGUGUGUAGGUUGAUGGGGUGGUGGGCACAGAUCUGGAGAUCUGGGGUGUGUGAGAUGCGGGUGGGGUGGUGAGCAUUGGCCUUGUUGCAGUGCGGAUGUGUGUGAGUGGUUUUGAAGUGUGUGUGUUGGGGGACAGGCGGGUUAGUGUGGGUUAGGGGAAUGUGCAGAGACUGAACGUGAGUGCAAGGGAGUGUGAGUGGGGGGGUGGGCAGGAUCAAAUCAUGUGGCCAACCACUGACUGAACACCAGCUCUGCACACAGCCCAGGCCAGGCAGAGAGCCAGGAUGUCCUCAGAUCUGGCAGGGGUAAGGGUGUCCAGGUUGCAUGUGUGUUUAUGUGUUCCUUUCUUUUGCACUCCUCUCUCUUUACAAACCUCAUAGGGCUCCCACACAACUCAAGAUCACCCCCAGAAUCAGCCCCUUGGGAGGCAGAGGGAGGAAGGAAAAUGGGGAUCCUCCUUGCCUAGACAUGGUUCGCCAUCCCUACCCCAGUGUUCUGCCUGCUAAGCCCCUUUGCCGGUUCCUGACCCAGGGCAGGGGCUGGGUAAGGGGCAAUCUGGGGGCAGAGGGGAGAAGACCUCGGCUGGGUCUACUCUCUGAUCUUGCCAGAAGCAGGCAGGGGCAGUGCUGUGCCUACGCUGUGGCAAAGGUGACCCCUGCCAGUUGCCAGCAGCCAUAGCACAUUCCUGCUCCACACGGAUAGAACAUGGAGCUCCAGAAACUUUCCAUCCCACGGCCGUCUCUGAUUGGAGCAGGGAGUCUGCUCCUCUUCCCCUCCCUGGGAGUAAGGGCGCUGAGCUAGGACUCCAACCUCAGGGACUUGGGCAGCCUGUGUUAACUUCUUUUGAUACUAAGAACUAUUUUAAGGUGAGGAGGGUGGCAAGGGACAUUCUUAAUAAACCAAUUCUC
Molecule: messenger RNA, 2594 nt
Organism: Budorcas taxicolor (takin)
Lineage: Eukaryota; Metazoa; Chordata; Mammalia; Artiodactyla; Bovidae
Gene: PGAP3
Product: post-GPI attachment to proteins phospholipase 3
Exons: 8
Coding region: 37-996 (319 amino acids)
Biological process (GO): GPI anchor biosynthetic process
Cellular component (GO): endoplasmic reticulum membrane
Molecular function (GO): hydrolase activity, acting on ester bonds
Source: RefSeq, a predicted model, not a curated record